Molecule: messenger RNA, 1572 nt
Organism: Aureobasidium subglaciale EXF-2481
Lineage: Eukaryota; Fungi; Ascomycota; Dothideomycetes; Dothideales; Saccotheciaceae
Exons: 1
Coding region: 1-1572 (523 amino acids)
Source: RefSeq, a predicted model, not a curated record
AUGAAAAACCAUCUUGCUCUCGGCCUGAUGGCAGGCGCUGCGAAUGCAGCCUUGUACGAGGAUGUCAUUACUACCAAUUUCGGACAAGUUCAAGGCUACCCUGCAUUCAACUCGACCCCCAGUGGCAAUCUUACCAAUUGGAAGGAUAUCACUGUCUGGAAAGGCAUUCCAUAUGCUGCCUCGACUGCUGGAAAGAACAGAUGGGCAGCUCCCAAGCCUGCCCCCAACUGGAAUACAACCCUCUACGCAAAGAGCUAUGGCGACAUUUGCCCUUCCACCUCAUCCAGUCCGGGCUACACCAUCUCCGAAGACUGUUUGAACCUCAACAUCUGGACUUCGGCUACCUCCACCAAGCAGAAGCGCCCCGUUGUCAUGUGGAGUUACCCAGCUUAUUCGACUGCCGCAGACUCGCUUUUUGACGGUUCCGGAAUGGCCGAUGCUGGCAUUGUCUAUGUCAACUACAACUAUAGAACUGGCGCUCUAGGUUGGUUAGCUCAUCCUGAGCUCUCUCAAGAGCGCGUUGAUACCGUUGGGUUCAACAGCUCCGGAAAUUAUGGUAUGCUCGAUCAGUUUGCCGCUCUGAAGUGGAUCAAGGAGAAUAUUGAAGCAUUCGGUGGUGAUCCCGACCACAUUACUGUCAUGGGUCAAUCUGCCGGAUCUGCUGCGACACAACAUAUCCUAAACAGUCCAUUGACAAAAGGUCUCAUUGUUGGUGCCAUCAUCGAGAGUGGUGUCCGCGACCCUCACGACCCUCUUUGCGAAACUCUUGCUGAGAAUUACCGCAACCUCACUUUCGCUCUCGGUCAAGGUGUGGACUAUCUUGCUGACAAGAAUGCUUCUACCAUCGCCGCCGCUCGCAAUAUGAACUACACGGCAUUUGUUGACUCGGACUUUCCUCCCACCUCAUCGAGCUGGACUUUUACGGCCACCCUGGAUCACUAUGCACUGCCCAACACUUACGAAGACACGCUGCUGAAGGGUGCUGCAAAUGACGUGCCCAUCAUUACCGGUAACACUCGCGAUGAAAGUGGUGCCACUUAUGGUCUUAACAUCACCAUCGCUGAAUAUCUUGCUGACCUCAACGCAACUUACUCUGGCGAAUGGAUCGACAAGUUCCUGGAGCUCUACCCAGCUAACAAUGCUUCUCAAGCCUCCGCAAGCGAAAACGCACAAUUUACCGACCGUUCAAUCAUUGGUACAUGGCUUUGGGCCAGGAAAUGGAAGCAAGCAGCCAAAAGCCCUGUCUAUACUUACAUCUGGGACCAUGCACCUCCUGGUCAAACUCAAGGCGCGUAUCACGAGUCUGAGAUCAACUACGUCCUCAACAACCUUUAUGGUACUGAUUCUCCUUGGACUGACAAGGAUUAUGAGAUUGCUGCUACAAUGAAUGCUUAUUGGGUCAACUUUAUCAAGACUGGAAACCCAAAUGGUCAGGGGCUUACUGAGUGGCGUGAGAGUAGCAAUGAGGAAGUUACCCAGCGUCUCGGUGAUGGCUUCGAGUCUGUGCCAUUGACUGAUCCUGAACGUGUCAAGCUUAUGGAAGAGUGGCUUUUGACACAGCCUAUCUGGUAA